AAGAGGAAUUUCAGAGGAAAGGUCUGGAGGUCCUGGCUAAAUUCCCGAGAAACAUCAAAAUGGGGGUGAUAAGUACAAAGUUACAGGAGUUUCAGAUGACUGAAUCAAAAGGUACCACCACCCAAGCUGGGAAGAAGGAUGAGAAAUCCAAAUAUAAGGCCAAGGUAACUAAGAAACCAGUGGUAAUGAAGAGAUUCGAUCAAGCCUGCAUGAAAAAGCCACUCCCCCCAAGAGCUCAGACUCCCUUGGUUAAGGUGAAGAAAGAAAGAAAACCACAGAGAUUGGGUCUUUACCAUCGGCUGAACGAGAAGCUUAACCAGGAUGUACAAGAUGAACUUGACAAAAGCGAGGACAGCAGUUCCAGCAGCACCUCAAGUGAUGACCUGGAUAGACAGUGA
This is a messenger RNA of Grammomys surdaster, 398 nucleotides long. RefSeq lists its product as uncharacterized. The transcript is spliced from 2 exons. The record is from RefSeq and is a predicted model, not a curated record. Bases 60 to 398 code for a protein of 112 amino acids. NCBI's taxonomy places the organism in Eukaryota, Metazoa, Chordata, Mammalia, Rodentia, Muridae.